CCUCAGAACUCAGACAGAAGUAGACGCUGAUGAUAUCCGUCGGCUAAAAGAACGACUGGCAGAAUUGGAGAGAGGUGUGGAGGAGAAGGAGAACCAGUUGUUCUCCUUGGAGGAGUGGCAGACAUCAGGACAGCGGCUGGAGGAGAUUUCCUCCCGUCACGCUUUGGUGUGUGAGGAGCUGAAGGAGGUGCAGCAGCAGCUGAUGAAUGCAAAGGAGGAGGUCAAGAGAAGAGACCAACAACACGAGGAGCAGCAGAAGGAGAGUAGGAUGCUGCAGGAGGAGCAAGACAAUCUGAGGAAAUGCAGGGAACAGCUGGAGGAGGAGUUGCAGGAGCUCAGGUCCCUGUCAGUGUCACACCACCUGCAGCUCCAGCAGCAGCAGCAGCAGCUGUCCUUGAUGGAGGUGGACAGGAAUCAGCUGACCACACAUAUCAGGACGUUGCAGCAGGCCAAAGCUGCCUUACAGGGAGAGGUUGAGUGUUUGAGAGGAGAGCUGCAGCGGGAGGCCUCCAGGAGACAAGAUGACAGGGAGGCGCUGCAGCAACAGGUGGAAGACUUGAGGAGGACAUCAGAGGAAGACAAGGACCACAGGGCAGAGGAGGAGGCCUGGCAGAGAGAAAGAGGAGCUCUGAGUCGAGAGCUUGGUACAAAAGAUGGAGAGCUGGAGGCACUGAGGAGGUGCAUCGAUGGACUUUCAGGGGAAAUGGAGGAGAGACAGUGGGAGGUUGAGAGGCUAAGGGACGAAGUGGUGGCGGGAGAGGCACGGAUUAGCCUGAUGUUAGACAGAAUACAGCAAACAGAGGAGGAGAAGGAGAAACUGGAGGAGGAGGUGAAGAGGAGAGAGUUCAGCCAGAUAGAGGAGGAGGAGAAGAGGAGGGAGGAAGAAAAGCUGAGGAAUGGGGAGACUGAGGCGCUCUGUGAGCAGAUAGAAAAAUUAGAAGGAGAGAAAGAGCAAAUCCAGAAGGAGGUUCAACGGCUGAAGAGUGAGGAGAACAAAUGGAAGAGAAGGGAGGAGGAGCUGGAGAAGGAGGUCAGUAGACUGAGAGAUGAAGCCUCCAUGUUAGAGGUAUGCAGGGAGGAGGAGAGAAGGCAGAGGGAGCAACUGCUGAGAGAAAGUGAGGAGGCGCAGGACAGGCUGGAGGAUAAAGUGAAGGAGGUGGAACUGCUAAAUGUAAGACUGAGUGUGGCUCAGGAGGAGAGUGAGGAGAGGAAGAAGGAGGUGCAGAGGAGAGAGUGCAGCCUUGAGAAGCAGCUGAAUGUGGUAUGGGAGAGGGAGAAGGAGUUGGACAUUCUGAACAAGCUCCUAAGAAUGGAGAAGGAGCGCAAGGAGGAAGGAGAGAGGGAGCACGAGUUUGUUAAAACCAAACUGAAGCAGGAGGAGAUGAGGGUGGAGCAGCUGGAGGUUCUGCUGAAAGAAACCAGGGUUCUUCUUGAAAAGGAACAGAGGGACAGAGAAGAAAAGGAGCAAAUUUGCUCCUCCCAGACCAUGAAGUUGCAUGAGUCACGGGCUGAGAGGGAGGUAGCAGAAAGGAGGACCAGAGAAAGGGACGAGGUCUGUACAAGGCUGAAAGAGGAGGUAAGACAAUGGAAGGAGAAGGAGGAAAAGGUGGCAAAGGAGGUAACAAGGCUCACUAAAAUCCUAAAAGAACAACAGGAGGAGGUGCAGCGUUUAAGACUUGCACUGGAGGAGGAGGAGGAAGCAACAAGAGAGAAGGAGGUGCAUAGAAGAACUGAGAAGGAGAGAAGAAUUAAAUUAGAGGAGAAAGUGAGGGAGAUGGAGGAUGAGCAACAGAAACAGAAAGAAGUACUUGCCAGAGCCAUGGAGGAGAGGAGGAGGUUAGAGGAUAGAAUGGAAGAAAAUGAGGAGAUGAAGGAGCAGAGGAGGAGGCUGGAAACCAAACUGAAGGAGGCACUGGACGGAGAAAGAGAAAAGGUGAUGAGGCUUGAGGAGCAACUGAUAGAGAAGGAGAAAGAAUUGGAGGAACAGCAGGAGGUGCUGAGGAUUAAAGAGGAGAAACUAAAGAAGAUGGAGGAACAGAGGAGGGUGAUGGAGACUGAGAGAGAUCAGCACCUUCUGGAGGAGGAGAAGAGAAGGUUCAGGGUGAAGGAGCUGGAGGAUGAGAAAGCUUUACUCUCAGCAGAACUCAGGAGGAGGGAGAAGGAGGUGGCAGCUCUGAGAGUGGAGGUGCUGAAUGAGAAAGACAAGGCACACAAGGAGCUGGGGGAGAAGCAAGAGGAGCUUGAUGCACUCAGACAGGAGGUUAAGGAGCAAAGGGAAAAGGAGGAGGAGCUCAAAGGAUUUAUAAAUAAAGUGACAGCUCUGAGAGAGGAGGCACAAAGAGAAAAGGAGGUGGCCCAAGAAAAGUUCCAGGAGGAACUUUUAAAGGAGGAGGAGUGGAGGUCAAAGGAGCAGCUGAACAGCAAUAAGGCCCAGGAAGAGCUAAAAAGGCAGAUGGAGGAGGUGCAUCAAGAGCUGUUGAGGAGCAAGAAGGAGGUGUCUGUGCUUAAAGAUAAGCUUGACGAUGAAAUAAGGGUGAAGAAGGAGGAGCAGGAUGUGCUCAUAAAGCAGAAAGAGGAGGUGCAAGAGGAGCUCAGGAAGGCAAGGAGUGAGUUAACGGUCUUCACGGAGGAGGUGCAGAGGGAGAAAGAGCAGAUGAAAGGGGCGUUAACAAAGGUAGAAAUGGAGGUGGUCACUCUGAGAGAGGAUGUGAAGAAAGAGAAGCUGGAGUCCCAGGAGAAGCUGGAGCAGAAGAAAGAAGAAGUUGCAGUUCUUCAACAGGAGGUACAGAAGGAGUCCAGGAGGAGGGAGAAGGUUCAGGAGGAGCUGAGAGGAAUGCAACAGAGUGUUCAGCAGAUGGAGGGGAGCCAGAGCUCUCUAAGGACUCAGGUGUUGGAUCUGAGCCACAGCAGGGAGCAAGCAUGGCAGGAAGUGAGGGAGAAGGAGGAGGAGAAACAGACAAUGAGGGAGGAUCUGAAGGUGGCGCUGGAGGAGGUGAUGGACCUGAAACAUCUCCUGCAGGAGAGCCACAUAGAGGGGGAGCAUCUAAAGCACACGAUAGAGGAGAAGGAAGAGGAGGUGGCGAGAGUCAGAGAGGAGAAUCAACAGGCUCUCAGGAAGGAGGUGGAGAGGACAGAAGAGGUGGAAGAGCUGAGAGCUAGAAUCAAGGUCCUGGAGACGAGGAAGAGGGAGGUGAUGGGAGAGCUGGAGAGAAAAGCUGAAGCUGAGAGGAGGUGGAUGAGCAGAGUGGAGGAGGUGGAACAGGAACAGGAGAGGAAGCUAAAAGAUCUUCACACAGAAAUCCAGAUGUUGAGGAACAGACAGGAGGAGGUAGAGUUGAAGAAGAUCAAAGAGGAGCCACUGGAAAACGGCACUGAGCACAGCCAGGUCAGAGGCCUGUUGGAAGAGCACGGAUGUUCUUUAUCGGAGCAAAAAGUGGAGGCCGACGGACUGAGGAGGAGUCGAGAAGUCCAGAGCGGAGGAGGAAGAGCGGAGGAGGAGAAGGAGGUCACCUCUCAGCUGAGGGAGAAGGAACAAAUCAGAAGGUUGCUCCAACAAAAGGAGGCUGAGGCUCACACACAGCUCACGAUCUCAGGGUUCUGCAACUACCACAGAAGCAGAUCAGCUUUGUAGCACAGUGAGGGAGCUGGAGGACCAGGUUAGUCACCUUCGUCUGUCGUUGGCUGCGGAUCAACAGCAGAGAAUGGAGUUUAUUGAGCAGUCCUCCAGAAACAGCCAAUGGCUGCUGUCCUUGAGACAUGACCUCACAGAUUCACUAUCUACUGUCACUCGUCACCCAGUCCCAUCAGUUCUAGAGUCAGAGACGCAGCGAUUGGACCGCAGCCUGAGGGACGAGGAGCUUAGAUUGUCCCUCAGUGACUCGUAAUGUGUGACCGAUCGGUGUCAUCAGCUUCUAUUUAUUCUGUCCUCUGAUUGGACAGACUGAGGCCAAAGCAGCCUGACUGAGAGGUGAUCUUUGUUAUUGUUUACUGUUUGUUUAUUUGUUGACGCCAGACUUUGGUGUUACGUUUCCCAUCGUCCUCCACUGGGAGGUCUUCUGCUUGUAUAGAUAAAUGUUCAAUAAAAUUUUUACCGCA
This is a messenger RNA of Nothobranchius furzeri (turquoise killifish), 4095 nucleotides long. The record is from RefSeq and is a predicted model, not a curated record. NCBI's taxonomy places the organism in Eukaryota, Metazoa, Chordata, Actinopteri, Cyprinodontiformes, Nothobranchiidae.